Molecule: messenger RNA, 1104 nt
Organism: Paramuricea clavata
Lineage: Eukaryota; Metazoa; Cnidaria; Anthozoa; Malacalcyonacea; Plexauridae
Source: the annotation of a GenBank genome assembly
AUGGACUGUGGCUCUACAUGUAAUGUCAUAAGUUACAAAGAGUAUUGCAAGAUUGCACAGGAUGGUAAUCCAAAGCUACAGAAAACCGAUGCAAAGCUACGACUAUAUGAUGGUUCCGUGAUGUUACCAUUAGGAUGUUGUGAAUUAAGAUGCAACCAACCUGCAAGUAGCUACCUUCUUAAAUUUCAAGUGGUGGAUUCUAACCAAAAGCCUCUUUUGUCAGCAGCGACGUGUGAGCAGUUGGGACUGUUGACUGUUAAUCAUCAAGAAAGAGUUAAUGCAUUGACAGUACAGAAGGACACUCCUGUUACCACCAAAGUGACAAGCAGCCCUUUACCUCAAGAAUGCAUAUUAAACAAGUAUUCUGAUGUCUUUAAUGGUCUUGGAACUUUUCCAGGAGAAUAUCAUAUGGACAUUGAUACUAAGGUUAAAGCGGUCCAAGCUCAGCCACGAAGAGUCGCAGUAGCUUUAAAGUCGGAGUUAAAGAAAGAGAUCGAAGAGAUGGAAAGACGAGGAGUGAUUGCCAAGGUAACAACAUCCACGGAGUGGAUAAGCAGUAUGGUUGCCGUGCGGAAACCUUCGGGAAAACUAAGAAUAUGCAUAGAUCCGAAAGACCUCAACAAGGCACUCCUCCGUCCACACUAUCCAAUACCAACUAUUGAUGAAAUUUUGCCACGACUGGCAAAUGCCAAAGUCUUCACAGUGUUAGAUGCGAAAGAGGGAUUUUGGCAAGUAAAGCUUGAUAAACGAAGCAGUUACCUAACUACAUUUUGGACGCCAUAUGGUCGAUAUCGGUGGCGCCGUAUGUCAUUUGGAAUAAGCACAGCGCCUGAAGAGUUUCAGAGAAGGUUACAUGAAGUAUUCGAAGGUUUGUCGGGAGUUGAGGUGAUAGCAGAUGAUAUUUUGGUAUAUGGAUUAGGUGACACAGAGGAGCAAGCUGUCGAAAACCAUGAUCAUUGCCUAGAAGCCGUACUUGAAAGAGCAAGACAACGCGGUCUGAAGCUGAAUAAGCAAAAGCUGAAGUUACGGAGGACCGAAGUUUCAUAUAUGGGUCAUUUGUUGACGUCCAAGGGACUUCGCCCGGAUCCACGAAAGAUCCAAGCA